Molecule: messenger RNA, 348 nt
Organism: Durusdinium trenchii
Lineage: Eukaryota; Dinophyceae; Suessiales; Symbiodiniaceae
Source: the annotation of a GenBank genome assembly
AUGGCGGACAAGCCUGCAGGUAGCUCUGUGACCUUCAAUGUUAGGGCAGAGACCAGCUUCGGUGACAGACUCUUGCUCGUUGGCAGCGACGACGCUCUGGGACGGUGGAAUCUGGAUGAGUCCGUGGAGCUCACGACGACCGAGAAGGACUACCCUCUAUGGAUGUCGAAGUCGAUCGAGGUUCUGGAGCCGACGGAAUACAAGUAUGUGCGCAUGCGAGGAGAUGGUGAAGCGGUUUGGGAGUUUGAUGGUGGGAAUCGAUGCAUUUCUCCUGCGGACUUGAGCACAGCCUCUGUCGUUGUAGACGACGGCUUCUUUGGUGAGUUGAUUGGAGAGCACUUUUCCUAG